Camelina sativa (false flax) is the source of this 744-nucleotide messenger RNA. NCBI's taxonomy places the organism in Eukaryota, Viridiplantae, Streptophyta, Magnoliopsida, Brassicales, Brassicaceae. The record is from RefSeq and is a predicted model, not a curated record.
UCCUCCGUCCCUCUCUACAAAUACUUUCCCUUCUACUUCAUUUCCGUCACCCUGUCUACGAGUUAUCUUCUGCUCUCGAGUUUUCAGCGUCCCCCGGAUCCGUUUCUUACGAUUCUGCUGAGAGUCACCUUUGCCGAGCGACCUCUUUGGAUUCUGAUGGCAGCGACAGGCUGGGUCGCGACAUGCGGGGGUCGUCGCCGAGCCCUCAUUCUGAUUCGUCUUCCGACUCUACUCUCUUUGCUGAGCUUCAAUGCCGGGCUUUCUCUCACGCGGCGACAACGAGUUCAUCCCAACUUCCUUGCGAGAUCCCCUCUCUGAUCGAGGAGGAUUUGGACGAUUCUUGCGUUCCCGAGGAUCGCAUCGUUGUUCGUGGGUCGUUGCCAGUUAUUCCUCGCGUCGUUGGGGUUAAGAGACAUGUUUUAUCACAUGUUCCCAUGACGACCAUCAAGCUUGACUCGGCUCAAGAUGCGUUAAGGCUCGGCGGACUUUCUUCUCCUCUCCCCCCUAUGAUUAUUCCGUCUCCGAAUCAACGUCCUUGGGAUGCUCCGGAUGGUUACAUUUAUAACUUACCCCGCACCUUACUACAUUCCACCUCAAUCCUCCUCCUAUUAAUAAGCUGCUACUACGCUCUCUGCUUCAGAGUAUUUGGUUUCAUUUUCUUUAAGGACAGUGGAAAUUGAAACACUCUUGAAUUCUCAUCAUGUACUCUACUUGCGCUUCAAAGGGAAAAAAAAAACUUUACUA